AAUAUUUUUAAUUUCUAGUCUUGGGAUUUGAGGGAAGUCUCCUGUCCAAAUGCAAUCCAAGCUUCACCCUGCAGAGUUUUUCAGCAUCAACCAAGACUGGCUGGGUUGAAGUUCUCUGUUGUGAACCCAGCAUUUCCAAGAUUGGCCUUUGCCCAUUUUUCACUGUUUUUGCAUAAUCUAUCAAGAUGUGCCGUGAACUCACCGUUCAAUUUCCUUAUUCAAUUUAGGUAUCUUCUCCAGCUGCGUCCCUGUGUACCUGUUAGAGAUUUCCCCCACCCCCACAAGAGGAUCUAUGACUGCAACCUCAGUCCUGUUUCUCACCCUUGGUGUUCUGAUAGGUCAUAUGUUAGGAAUCCCCCAGAUUCUGGGGAACAAAGAAGGUUUCCCAUUAUUGGCUGCUGUACUGGGUAUCAUUGCUACUGGAUGCAUUUUGCUACUGCUUAACUGUCCAGAAAGCCCCCGGUUUAUAUUAAUUCAGAUGAAGGAUGAAACAAAAGCAAGACAAGUCUUAAGAAGCCUGCGGGUUCAGGAGGACGUGGAGGAUGAGAUUCAGGAACUCUGUGCAGAAGACCUUUACGAAUACACGGCCAAUGAGAAAGAGAUGACUACCUGGAAACUCUUACGCACUCAAAGAUUUCGGUGGCCUGUAGUCACCAUCAUUGUUAUGAUGGCUGGAAGCCAACUCUCGGGCAUCAACGGGCAAACCAACAAACUGCAAUGUGGAUCGCGGGGUUUGUUUUACACUGGAAUCGGGUUGUUUUGGGUAACCCAUUUCCCUUCUCUUUUACGGGCAGCAGAUAGAAAGCCCAAAUCUCCUUCAUUCUCCUCUCCCCAACAACCUUUGGGUCCGCGGCGCCCUCUUCAGUGCAACUCCUCUUUUUCACUUGGACCGCAGAUGAUGUUUUACUCAGAGGAAGUCCACAGAGUUAUGGGCUUCUUGGAGAAGAACGCCAAUAUCCUUUCUAUAGGCAUCAAUAUCAUCUCCACCUUAACCGUCCUCACCGUGAUCAAUUUGAUCGAGACGUGGGGGCGGAGAAUUCCUCUCAUCAUGGGCUUUAUGAUCUGCAGCAUGACUUGCAUCCUCUUAACGUUCACCCUCGAAUUCCAGGUCCAUAACACUUUAUUAGCCUACCUGAGCCAGAUUUUCAUUGUUAUCUUUUUAAUUGGGCACAUGAUAGGACCAGCUACGGUCUGCGUUGUUAUCCUGGGAGAACUUUUCCUUCAAUCGAGCCGUGCCUCGGCCUAUGCGGUCGGAUGCUGUGCAAUGUGGUUCGCUAACUGUAUCUCUGGGCUGAUUCUGAUCAAGUUGGAGUCACUCCUGGGCCCCUACUCUUUGCUGCUCUACUGGCCCCCCUGUGUGGCCACCUUCAUUUACCUUUUCAAGAUGAUCCCUGAAACCAAGGGGAAAUCCUUUCUGGAGAUCCAGAAGGUCAUGUCAGAGCGCUUAGCCAAGCCAAGGAAGAAAAAGCAACUCAAAAUGAAAGAAACUCUCUGAAUUUAUUAAAAA
This is a messenger RNA of Candoia aspera, 1507 nucleotides long. Its product is annotated as solute carrier family 2, facilitated glucose transporter member 5-like. NCBI's taxonomy places the organism in Eukaryota, Metazoa, Chordata, Lepidosauria, Squamata, Candoiidae. Gene Ontology annotation, biological process: monosaccharide transmembrane transport. The transcript has 8 exons. The coding region runs from base 293 to 1495 and encodes 400 amino acids. Gene Ontology annotation, cellular component: plasma membrane. The record is from RefSeq and is a predicted model, not a curated record. Gene Ontology annotation, molecular function: hexose transmembrane transporter activity.